This is a messenger RNA of Uranotaenia lowii, 1336 nucleotides long. RefSeq lists its product as uncharacterized. Gene Ontology annotation, molecular function: zinc ion binding; nucleic acid binding. The transcript has 3 exons. Lineage: Eukaryota; Metazoa; Arthropoda; Insecta; Diptera; Culicidae. The coding region runs from base 1 to 1206 and encodes 401 amino acids. The record is from RefSeq and is a predicted model, not a curated record.
AUGUCGAAAGCCGGAAAGUACGUUCGGGCUCCAGCCUACGAAAACGAAGAGGAAUGUGAGAUGGAAGUCCCUAUUCCAGGGAAAUAUGUUCUAUUAAACCAGCCGGAAGUAGUUGAUGCGGUGGGCAUCAAUGAUGCUGAUGUUCUUGACGAAGACCCUUACGCCAUUUACAACGAAGUAGUUGAUCCGGAACAGGAAUCUCGGGAGCUUCAACAAAGGGUGCGGGAUCUCGAAAGGACUAUUGCCGAAAUAACAGGUUCAAAAUCGUCUAAUGUCGAACACAAUAAAACUUCUGGAUCGACACCGGACCAAGUUACCAGCUCCACGAUACCACCUGCGUCUACUUUGGUUGCAGCAAACGUAUUGCCUUACGAUAGCAGUGCUCCAAGUAUCAGGUGGGAUAAUAUAAAAUCUUUUCCAAGUGGUGUGCCUGCCAAUAAAAUGUGGGAAGCUUGGACAAAAUAUUUCGAGAAUUUCGAAAUCGCGGCGUCAUUGUCCAACGCUUAUGACCCUGUAAAGCGAUCCCAACUUUUAUAUCUAUCCAUCGGAGAUGAGCUUCAAGGAAUUGUCCGUGCGGCGAAAUUACGUCCUACUUCAAGUGCACCCGAUUGCUACACAGUUAUUGUCAACAAUAUUGAGGGGUAUUUGAAAGGCUUGACUGAUACUGCUGCCGAGCACGACAUGUUCUCUUCAAUGCAACAGGAAAAAGGAGAAUCCGUCAUCAACUUCCAUUCCAGGUUGAGGGAAAAAGUAUGGCUCUGCGGGUACAGUCCAUCCGAUCAGGAUCGAUUUGUCCGGACACAACUCCUAAAAGGACUCAGGAAUCGUGAGCUUGCCAAGGCAGCAAGGACAUAUGGGCAUGAAACGGAUUUCAUCGUACAAUCUGCAACACGGGACGAAGCGAUGCUGCCAGAGCCUUCACUGGGUGUUGAUUCAACGUCCAUAAUGGCUGUUUCUCGUGCUGCUUCCCGUGACACUGGGACGAUGCGAAAGCGAUACAACACAUUCGAGCGAAAUGACGGGUUCAAGCCAAAACGAAUCCGGACCGAUUUUAAGCCAUCGUUGCAGCGAGAUGGGAGAUGCUCCAGGUGUAAUCGGGCAAUCCAUGUCGGCCGACGGUGCCCUGCACUGGACAAGGAUUGUUACUCCUGUGGACGAAGCGGUCAUUAUGCUAAAACUUGCCGUCAAAACGCAUCAGUGUUGUGACAGACAGCCAACUCGAGUCUAACCAUCUGCAACCCAAAAUCUCAAAUUCUUCAGCUCAGGUUGAUGACCACAAAGUGCAGGUAAACAGAAAUUAAAAAUUUUAGUUAUCAAAAAUCAUUUUGCAAUUUAA